This is a messenger RNA of Heterocephalus glaber (naked mole-rat), 1137 nucleotides long. It is a transcript of the gene Tm4sf19, whose product is annotated as transmembrane 4 L six family member 19. Gene Ontology annotation, cellular component: membrane. The record is from RefSeq and is a predicted model, not a curated record. Lineage: Eukaryota; Metazoa; Chordata; Mammalia; Rodentia; Bathyergidae.
AUUAGGGAGGACUGAUAAAGGACAGUGUCCCUCAGGUCUCCUCAUAGGACCCCAGGAGUGACAGUGUCUGUUUCCCCCUCAUCACACUCUCCAGGCUGCUCCUGUGCCGCCCCUCGAUGCAGGAUGCUGUUCUCUCCCUGCCUGCUGGGCUGCUCCAGGACCUGCUCCCGAGUGCUGGGGCUGAGCCUGGGGACUGCAGCUCUGUUUGCCGCCGGUGCCAACACAGUGCUCCUCUUCCCGAACUGGGACGUCAGCUACCUGCUUCGGGGCCUCAUAGGCCGGCAUGCCUUGCUGGGUUCCGGGCUCUGGGCAGGGGGCCUCAUGGUGCUCGUGGCUGCCACCCUUAUCUCUAUGAUGGGCUGGAGAGGCUGCUGCUUCAGGAAGAGCGCACCGUGUUGCAGCAUCCUCACUGCUCUCCUUGCCGCCGGCUUGGCUUUGGUCGGAGCCCUGAUAUGUUUCGUCACUUCUGGAGUGGCCCUGAGAGAUGGUCCACUGUGCAUGUUCAAUAUCUUGUCCUACAAUCAGACACAGGCAUGGAAAUACGGCUACCCAUUCAAAGACCUGCGGCACACGUACGAGCUGGGGACAUGGAUUUGUGGUCUUUUCAGAGGCACAAGGAGACAGGCAGAUAGAUGCUCCUGCCUCAACCUCCCAAGUGCUGGGAUUACUGCCACACCUGGCUCUGGGCCUUCUCUUGGGGUUGCUUGUGUGGCUUUCCUUGCUUACUCCCUAACCUGGCCUGAUUUUUGGGACAGGAAUUAUCUGUAUGACCGGUCGCUCUGGAGCUCUGUCUGCCUAGAGCCCUCCAUGGCUGUCGUCUGGCACGUAUCCUUCUUCUCAGUUCUCCUGUGCAUCAGCACCCUCCAGCUUCUCCUGGUGGCCGUCCAUUUCAUCAACAGCUUCCUUGGCCUCUUCUGCAGCCUCUGUGAGGAAUGAUAGGUAACACCCCUAGGUGCCUGGGGAUUCCUUCAGGCUGCCUGGAAGCCUUUCAUACAGUGGUGGUUAUGAAAGACAAAAGAGUAUCCCUUCGCAAUAUUAUUACAGCCGUGAUACCAAUAACAUAACUCUUGCAUGUAGGCUGUAUGACGUACUUAAAGUCACACAAUAAGCCAGGCAUGGUGGCAAGCACCUGUAAUC